AUGUCACCAGUGCCAUUCUCCGAUAUUGGCAAGUCGUCCAGCGACUUGUUGUCCAAGGACUAUCCCAUUGGAGCAACCAAGCUUGAAGUCAACACAACUGCUUCAAACGGAACGAAAUUCACUGUGUCGGGUGUACAAGAUCACAAAUCAAGUGCAAUCUCUGCUGACUUCAAGAGCAAAUACCCUUACAAGCCCAGCGGCUUGGUGCUGACCGAGUCAUGGACUACCGGCAAUGUCUUGAGUCUCGAAGCUGAACAAUCCGACACACUCGUUAAAGGCAUGAAACUCACAUUGCUCACAUCCCUCCUCCCUGCUUCUGGUCAACGAAGUGCUAAAUUCUUCGCUGAAUACAAGAACGCCAACCUCCUUACUCGUGGUAACGUCGAUCUGCUCAAGGGACCCAUCAUCACUGAAGAUAUUGUUGUUGCAUCGGAUGGAUUCUUGGUUGGUGGUGAAGUAGCAUACGAUGUUGCUGGUGCCAAAGUGACUCGUUACAAUGCUGCUCUUGGAUAUGUUGGACCCGACUAUGCUGUUGCUCUCCAUGCUACCAAUGCAUUCGGAUCAUUUACUGCUUCCUACUUCCACAAAGUCCGAAGUGAUGUUGAAGUUGGUGCCAAAGCUCACUGGAACCGUUCUUCUGACUCGUCAGUAUCAAUUGAAGCUGGUUCCAAAUGGGUGUUGGAUCGUGAUUCCUUCAUCAAGGCCAAGGUUAACUCUGCUGGUCAUCUUGGUUUGGGUUACAGCCAAAUCUUACGUCCUGGUGUUAAAUUGGGUCUCGGUGCUACUCUUGACACUACUCGUCUCCAAGCAGAUGUUCACAAAGUCGGAAUGUCUUUGGCAUUCGACUUUUAA
Synchytrium microbalum is the source of this 852-nucleotide messenger RNA. RefSeq lists its product as uncharacterized. Bases 1 to 852 code for a protein of 283 amino acids. Lineage: Eukaryota; Fungi; Chytridiomycota; Chytridiomycetes; Synchytriales; Synchytriaceae. Gene Ontology annotation, biological process: monoatomic anion transmembrane transport. Gene Ontology annotation, molecular function: voltage-gated monoatomic anion channel activity. The transcript is spliced from 7 exons. Gene Ontology annotation, cellular component: mitochondrial outer membrane. The record is from RefSeq and is a predicted model, not a curated record.